Messenger RNA from Melopsittacus undulatus (budgerigar), 1152 nucleotides. Its product is annotated as collagen alpha-1(I) chain-like. Bases 1 to 1149 code for a protein of 382 amino acids. Lineage: Eukaryota; Metazoa; Chordata; Aves; Psittaciformes; Psittaculidae. The record is from RefSeq and is a predicted model, not a curated record. Gene Ontology annotation, biological process: cytokine-mediated signaling pathway; cellular response to lipopolysaccharide; positive regulation of gene expression. Gene Ontology annotation, molecular function: cytokine activity. The transcript is spliced from 6 exons.
AUGGGGACACUGCGGGAACACGGGGACAUCACUGGGCAUGGGGACAUCAAUAGUGACAUCAUUGGGGAUGGGGAUGUCGAUGGGGGCAUCCAUGAGGAUGGGGACAUCAGUGGGAACAGGGAUAUUGAUGGGGACACCAUGGGGGGAACACACGGACAUGGGGCACAGGAACGUGCGGACAUCCCAGGGCCACGGGCGUGCGGCACACAGGGAUAUGGAGGACACAGGAAUGCGGGACCCGAAGGCAGAGGAGCAGCACCAGGACAUGGGGAUGGGGCCGUGGAGGGGACACCGGGACACGGAGGGACUCGGGCACCGGGGGAGGUUUCCCCAUCCCCGGCCCAGCCCAGCCCGGGACCGCCCGAGGCCAGGGCCGGGCUCUGCUCCCUGCUCUAUAAGAGCCAGAGCCGCAUCCCGGGACAGGCUCCGAUCAUCCGGUACCAGCCGAUCGGGAACGAGCCGGGUCCUGCCGGCAGCGGCUGCAGCGAGUUCACUCUGGAGCCGACUGAGAGCAGCGGCCGUGGGGCCGAGGGGCCCCGGGGACCCCAUGAGCGGCCCCUGCAGCAGCCGGGGGGGGUCUCUGCGGAGCGGGGCUCGGGCCCCGGGGAUGCACCGGAGGCCGUCACCGACCCCGACAUGGAGGCUUUGUUCGACGAGUGGCUGGGGCCAGAGUCCUCCCCGGAGCUGACGGGGCCGUCGCUGGCGCCGCCGCAGCCCCGGGGCCGCCCGUACCGGUUCGUGCUGCGGGACCCGGAGCAGCGGGGGCUGUGCCUGCGGGGGGGGCGCCUCGUGCCCCUCCCCCUGCAGGGAGCCAGCGCCCAGCAGGAAGAGCCCCUCAGUGCGGUGCCCAACCCGCACCUGCAGCGCCGGCGCUGCCCCCUCCUCGUGGGCAUCCGGGGGGGCAGCCGGGCCCUGGCCUGCAGCCCCGGCCCCGAGCCCCGGCUGCAGCUGCUGGAUGUGGGGCUGCUGGAGCUGAUCUCGCGAGAGGAGAGCGCCGCCCCCUGCACCUUCUAUAAGAGCUUCGGGGGCUCCACGCACACGUUCGAGGCGGCCGCGAGCCCCGGGGCCUUCCUCAGCACCGGGGGGGGGCACGAGCUGGGCCUGGCCCCCCCCGACGGCGCCACCGCCUUCUACCUGCACCGGAUCUGACCC